This is a messenger RNA of Alosa sapidissima (American shad), 1615 nucleotides long. Its product is annotated as mid1-interacting protein 1A-like. NCBI's taxonomy places the organism in Eukaryota, Metazoa, Chordata, Actinopteri, Clupeiformes, Clupeidae. The transcript has a single exon. The record is from RefSeq and is a predicted model, not a curated record. The coding region runs from base 176 to 646 and encodes 156 amino acids. Gene Ontology annotation, biological process: regulation of lipid biosynthetic process. Gene Ontology annotation, cellular component: cytosol.
UUGAAAGUAAACCGGGAGAAAAUAACGCAAGACUCCCCGAAGAAACUAAAACUUAAACCUGACAGGACCAAUAACUAUACGCAUCGAUUUUUUUCCUGUUUGCUGAACUUGAAGACUUCUACAUUCCUUUUAUUUAAUCUUUCCUAAAUUUGUUAACAACGCAUAGUCUGUCAAAAUGAUGCGCAUCACGGACACCUACACCCAGAAGAACUCUCUGCUGAACGCCAUGAACCGCUUCAUCGGCGCCGUGAACAACAUGGACCAGACGGUGAUGGUGCCCAGCUUGCUGCGUGACGUGCCGCUGGAGCACGAGAAGGAGCCGGAGGUGAGCGCGCCCGGGAGCUACCUGCGGGACGCUGAGGCCGACAUGUUCAGCUACUACACGCAGCUCAAGUCAAUCCGCAACGACAUCGAGUGGGGAGUUCUGGGGCGCGCGGAUGAGCUGCGACGCAAGGAGAAAGAGAGCUUCGCACAAGAAGCCCCCCGCGCCAACGACAACGAAACGAGCGAAGAGGUGGACCUGGAGCAGCUGUUCCGGUUCCAUCUGAAGGGCUUGCACGGGGUGCUGUCAAAACUCACACACCAGGCCAACGAUUUGACCCACCGCUACAAGCAGGAGAUUGGCAUCGCGGGCUGGGGCCAGUGAGAAGCCAUUCUCGCACGCGCACUUCCACCUGCUGCUUGAACGUUCGACCAUGACCACCUUCGCACAGCACAACGCGGAGAAGAGUUGAACCUUUUUAAAAACAUGAGAUGUUCCGCAAAGAGUUCUCAAAGAAAGAAGAGAACGAGAGAAGAAUAAGAGACUGUUUUCCACUUCUACUCCGCCCCCGCGUCAAGAGACAAUAACUUUUGUCCAUGGCCGAGGUAGCGGGAACUCAGUGACACCUCAAAUACUUUCAAAAUUUGCACUGAUUCCGUUUAUUUCCAUUUGACAAAUGACAAGCCAUGGCUUUGUGAUGAUAUUUAUUCUUAAUAAUAAUAUAUGAUGUAUGUCUGAGGACUAUGUUUUGUUGUUAAACUAUUACUUUUGGACUAAGUGGUGCUGAAGACUGAUGUCAUAUGAAGCCCUAACACUGAUUUAAUUGGCAGGCAUUAUUUUGUGCAAGUGUGUGUAUGUGAUUAGUGUACCCUGCAAGAGUAUGUGAGUGAGUGGGUGCACUAAGGAGAACUGCAGUAGGCCUAACUGCUGCCUACUGCUCAUCCAGGAAAAACUUCACCUGCCAUGUCAUGUCUCCACUGUUCCUCCUCUAACCAUGGAAGGCAGUGUAACUGAAAUCUGUGAAUGAUCCACAUGUGAAUGUAAGAGUGUGUGUCUAAGUGAUGUGUGUUAAAGAGAUGGCUGGUGUGUUUACAGUACGCUGGCCUGUGAUCUGACCCACUUGAGAAUCUAUGAUCUGGAGCCCUCUGAGAAUCCCACAGAACUAUGAUGAGGCCCAUGAGAUUCUGGCAUCACCUAGAAAAUGUGUGCUAAAAUAUAAUUGUUGUAUAAAUAUUUGUUUCAUGUUGUCUGUGUGUUAUAGGCCUAUAAAUAUUUGUUUCAUGUUGUCUGUGUGUCCAUAAGGAUUUUUCCAUAUGUUGUUUUUCACUGAAAAUAAAAGUUUUUGAAAACUGA